GGCCUUUAUGAAAACAUACAGAAUCGAAUGAGUGUUUUCGAAACGAAAAAAAUAAAAUCGACUUGGAAGUGAGAAAAAGGAGGCGCGCAGAAAAAUAUUCUGCAGAAGUUCCAUAUACACUAGUAUUAACUAUUGACUAUCGAGUCGUAAACAAUUUCUGAGAGGACCGUUGUGAAUUUCCGAAAAAAGUGAGAACUCUUGUUUGUGAUUAUCUCUCGUUCGCAGCUCCUGAGCUUUCCACCAAGUGCAGUGACGUUGAAUGGAGGAGUCAGCCGACGGCAAGGCCAAGAAGGCUGGGGCUCGCCUGUGCUGCCUCUGUCAUCAGAAAAAAGCUGUCCUGAAGAGGCCCAAAACCCUAGAGCAGAUUUGCAGGGAGUGUUUCUAUGAGGUAUUUGAGGAGGAGAUCCAUCAGGUAAUUGUCGAAAACCAGUUAUUUAAGCCUGGUGAGCGCAUUGCCCUUGGCGCCUCUGGUGGGAAAGAUUCCACUGUCCUUGCUUAUGUGUUAUCGGAAUUGAAUAGGCGGCACAAUUACGGCCUGGAUCUCUUCCUGUUGUCAGUGGAUGAGGGCAUUACUGGCUACAGGGAUGAUUCUCUUGAGACCGUCAAAAGAAAUGAAAUCCAGUAUGGGUUGCCGCUAAAAAUAGUCUCGUACAAGGAUUUGUAUGGGUGGACCAUGGAUGAAAUAGUUAAGAUGAUUGGUCUCAAGAAUAAUUGCACCUUCUGUGGUGUUUUUCGUCGUCAGGCCCUCGAUCGCGGUGCUGCAUUGUUGAAGGUAGACAAGCUCGCUACUGGACAUAAUGCAGAUGAUAUUGCCGAAACAGUUCUGUUGAACAUAUUACGAGGUGACAUUGCAAGAUUGAGUAGAUGCACUUCAAUUGUCACUGGUGAAGAUGGGCCAAUUCCAAGAUGCAAACCUUUUAAAUACACUUAUGAGAAAGAGAUUGUUAUGUAUGCAUAUUUCAAGAGGCUGGACUACUUCUCCACCGAAUGCAUUUAUUCACCCAAUGCUUAUCGUGGUUUUGCUCGCGAGUUCAUCAAGGAUUUGGAAAGAAUCAGACCUAGAGCCAUUCUUGACAUCAUCAAAUCAGGAGAGAACUUCAGAAUUUCCACUUCUACAAAAAUGCCAGAGCAGGGGACAUGUGAACGGUGUGGUUACAUUUCAAGCCAGAAAUGGUGUAAGGCCUGUGUUUUGCUUGAGGGGCUGAAUAGGGGUUUGCCAAAGCUGGGAAUUGGACGGACUCGUGGACUUAAUAACGAUGAUAAGAAGGAUACAAAGAAAACUAAUGGAACCAAAAGCAUCGAAAGCAAACAAUGUGGAACUUUGGACUUCUGAUAUAACCUGCAAGGCUAUUGUAUAAAUGUAUGAUAGUCUCAGUAUGGCCAAGGGAAGUAUUUCAAGACCAAAAUGAGUACUUCAAUGUUCCAUGUGGCUAUUGUGACGAGACGAGAAUGAUAAAGACACCCGAAAGAGUUGCAAGAGGAGCGGACAUCAUCUUUCCUCAUGGCCGGAUAAGUUACAGAGUAGAAAGACCGGUGGAGAUUCCAUAUUACCUGUAAUUUGACAAUAUUGCAAGAAAUUCUUUUCAACUCUUGUAACGGUUUUGAUGUAGUGGUUAAAAUUACUUCUUUUUCCGUAUCGGAUCGUAAGAGGCCUGAGGUGUUUUGAACUUUACAAACUCUAAUUAUGUAAUUUUGGUUUGGGCCCACGAGUAUUUGAAGACCAAGUUGUACUUGUA
Molecule: messenger RNA, 1736 nt
Organism: Prunus avium (sweet cherry)
Lineage: Eukaryota; Viridiplantae; Streptophyta; Magnoliopsida; Rosales; Rosaceae
Product: cytoplasmic tRNA 2-thiolation protein 1
Biological process (GO): tRNA wobble position uridine thiolation
Cellular component (GO): cytosolic tRNA wobble base thiouridylase complex; mitochondrion
Molecular function (GO): tRNA binding
Source: RefSeq, a predicted model, not a curated record